AUGUACCUCGCACAAUUUGGCUAUCUGAGCCCUUCGGUUCGCAACCCUUCUAGCGGAGGGUUGAUAGAUGCCUCCACGUGGACAAGCGCAAUUUCAGAGUUCCAGAGCUUCGCCGGCAUCAACGCUACAGGUGAACUGGAUGAACAAACAAUGGAACUCAUGAGUCUACCCAGAUGUGGAGUCAAAGAUAAAGUUGGUUUUGGCAGCGAUUCGCGAUCGAAGAGAUACGCUCUACAAGGAAGUAGAUGGCGAGUGAAAGAUCUAUCGUACAAGAUAAGCAAAUACCCCAGAAAACUGGACCGGGCUCAAGUCGACGCCGAGAUCGCACGAGCUUUCGCCGUAUGGAGUCAACACACCGAUCUGACAUUUACGCCGCGAUCAGGACAAGUGCAUAUUGAAAUCAGAUUCGAGAAAGGAGAACACGGCGACGGUGAUCCUUUUGAUGGGCCAGGAGGCACUUUGGCACAUGCUUAUUUCCCAGUGUACGGUGGAGAUGCACAUUUCGACGAUGCAGAGAAGUGGAGCAUUAAAAGUUUUACCGGGACCAACUUGUUUCAAGUGGCCGCACAUGAAUUUGGUCAUUCGCUCGGUCUGAGUCACUCCGAUGUGAGAAGUGCCCUGAUGGCCCCAUUCUAUCGCGGAUAUGAACCAUCGUUUGAACUGGACAGCGAUGAUAUUAUGGGAAUUCAAGCUCUUUAUGGAAAGAAAUCGAAAACUGGCACCAAACGUCCAGCAGCUGCAGCACCUACAACAUUGCGACCAACCGACAAGAAAAAUUCAGUACUUUGUACAGAUCCUAAAAUUGACGCAUUGUUCAAUUCUGCAAGUGGUGAUACUUUUGUUUUCAAGGAGAAUUAUUGGAAAUUGACCGAGGACGGUGUCGAAGUGGGUUAUCCUAAAAGGAUAUCCGACACUUGGCGUGGCCUACCGGGUCAUAUAGACGCUGCGUUUACCUACAAAAACGGCAAAACAUACUUCUUCAAAGGAACUCAGUAUUGGAGAUAUGCGGAUAAACGGAUGGAUGGCGCUUAUCCCAAAGAAAUAUCAGAUGGAUUUACUGGCAUUCCAGAUAAUGUCGAUGCCGCAUUAGUCUGGAGCGGUAACGGCAAGAUUUACUUCUACAAAG
Ctenocephalides felis (cat flea) is the source of this 1126-nucleotide messenger RNA. Its product is annotated as matrix metalloproteinase-14-like. Gene Ontology annotation, cellular component: extracellular matrix. Gene Ontology annotation, biological process: collagen catabolic process; extracellular matrix organization; proteolysis. The record is from RefSeq and is a predicted model, not a curated record. Gene Ontology annotation, molecular function: metalloendopeptidase activity; zinc ion binding. Lineage: Eukaryota; Metazoa; Arthropoda; Insecta; Siphonaptera; Pulicidae.